Molecule: messenger RNA, 2996 nt
Organism: Antrostomus carolinensis (chuck-will's-widow)
Lineage: Eukaryota; Metazoa; Chordata; Aves; Caprimulgiformes; Caprimulgidae
Gene: TAF5L
Product: TATA-box binding protein associated factor 5 like
Exons: 4
Coding region: 1-1770 (589 amino acids)
Biological process (GO): regulation of DNA-templated transcription
Cellular component (GO): histone acetyltransferase complex; nuclear protein-containing complex
Molecular function (GO): RNA polymerase II general transcription initiation factor activity; transcription coactivator activity; protein binding
Source: RefSeq, a predicted model, not a curated record
AUGAAACGCGUACGCACAGAACAGAUUCAGAUGGCAGUGUCCUGCUACCUCAAGCGCCGUCAGUAUGUGGACUCAGAAGGUCCCCUAAAACAAGGGCUGAGGCUGUGUCAGACCGCUGAAGAGAUGGCAGCUAAUCUCACAGUCCAAUCUGAAUCUGGUUGUGCCAACGUUGUGUCUGCAGCUCCCUGCCUGGCGGAGCCACAGCAAUAUGAAGUACAAUUUGGACGAUUACGCAAUUUUCUCACAGAUUCAGAUUCUCAGCACAGCCAUGAAGUGAUGCCUCUUCUGUAUCCCCUCUUCGUCUACCUCCAUCUGAACAUGGUCCAGAAUGGCCUAAAAAGCACAGUGGACAGUUUUUACAGCCGCUUCCAUGGCAUGUUCUUGCAGAAUGCCAGCCAGAAGGAUAUCAUUGAGCAGUUGCAGACUACCAUGACUAUUCAAGAUAUCCUGUCCAACUUGAAGCUCCGGGCUUUUCUGGACAACAAGUACGUCAUCCGCCUUCAAGAGGACAGCUACAACUACCUUCUUCGCUACCUCCAAAGUGACAACAACAAUGCCCUGUGCAAAGUCCUGACCUUGCACAUACACUUGGAUGUGCAGCCUGCCAAGAGGACUGACUACCAGCUCUACGCUGGUGGGAGCUCCUCGCGCAACGAGAGCAAUGGCCUGGAGCCCAGCGACGUGCCAGCUUCCAUUCUGCAGAAUGAGGCAGCUCUGGAUUUACUGCAGGACAGCAUUAAACGUGUCAAGGACGGGCCCCCUUCCUUAACGACCAUCUGUUUCUAUGCCUUCUAUAACACAGAGCAGUUGCUGAACACUGCAGAGAUUUCACCAAAUAGCAAGCUGCUCGCUGCUGGCUUCGAUAAUUCGUGUGUGAAGCUGUGGAGCCUGCGCUCCAGGAAGUUAAAAUCUGAGCCCCAUCUCGUUGAUGUGUCCCGCAUUCGCCUGGCUUGUGACAUCCUGGAUGAGGAGGAGGAAGAGGAUGAGAGCGCAGGCACAGAAAUGAAGAUCCUGAGAGGACACUGCGGACCUGUGUAUAGCACGAGGUUCCUUUCAGACAGUUCGGGACUCUUGUCUUGUUCCGAGGACAUGUCCAUCAGAUACUGGGACCUCGGAAGUUUUACAAACACUGUGUUGUACCAAGGACAUGCCUAUCCUGUCUGGGAUUUGGACAUUAGCCCCUGCAGCCUGUACUUUGCCAGCGGUUCCCACGAUCGCACUGCAAGGCUCUGGUCCUUUGAUCGGACGUACCCGCUGCGAAUAUACGCGGGCCAUUUGGCGGACGUAGACUGUGUCAAGUUCCACCCCAAUUCCAACUACUUAGCGACGGGCUCCACAGACAAAACUGUGCGCUUGUGGAGCACUCAGCAAGGCAACUCGGUGCGUCUUUUCACCGGGCACCGCGGCCCCGUGCUGGCGCUCGCCUUUUCUCCCAACGGUAAGUACUUGGCCUCAGCAGGUGAAGACCAGCGGCUGAAGCUGUGGGACUUGGCGUCAGGAACUCUUUACAAAGAGCUGAGGGGGCACACGGACAACAUAACCAGCCUUACUUUCAGUCCCGACAGCAGCCUAAUUGCUUCGGCGUCGAUGGACAAUUCGGUCCGGGUCUGGGACAUUCGGAACACUUACUGCAACGCCCCUGCAGAUGGGUCUUCCAGUGAACUGGUUGGUGUCUAUACCGGACAGAUGAAUAAUGUACUGAGCGUACAGUUUAUGGCCUGUAAUCUUCUUCUAGUGACUGGAAUUGCACAAGAAAAUCAGGAACAUUAACUUUUUUGUUGUUGUUGUUUUGGUUUUUUUUCCUUAGGGAAGUGGGUGGGUGCAUUGAAUGCCAGAGUCCACUGCAAGCUGAGAUUACUGACUGUGAAACACUUUUUUUUCUUCCUCUGCCCCCUUGAAAGGCAUGUUCAGAGUGAUGCAAAUGCUUUAAAUUGUCUUGGCCACAAAAAGGCCUGUGCUGUUGAACGGAAUGAGGAAAAAAGGAGUGAUGCAAACAUGUAUACAUUCUAAUUCUGUACUUGUAGGGAUGGGGAAAAGGGGAGGAAAUCCAGUAGCUUGGGGAAGCCGAAAGCCUGGUCCAGACAAGUGAAACUGCCAACCAGAUAAGCUGCUGACCUGCACUUAAAUAUCCUGCAUUGAUUGAUGGGCACAUCUUACCUACUGUUAACUGAGGCUUGAGUGUGUGGAGAACUACUGGCCCAGUGCUUUUUUUGUUUUGCUUUUGUUUUCCUGAUAUUGCAGAGGACCAGCAUUUUAAGACCCUUCUAUUAAAAGAAGUUUAUGUAUUCUCUACAGUGAUAGUGGUCCUAAAUAUUGCAGCUCCCUAUAGCACUUCUGGAAUAUUUUGGACUGGCUAAGUAGAAAAUACCAUCUUUCUUUUUAAGAAGGGAAUCAAAAUCUGACCUCAGUUGGGGCCCAUCUCUGCAUUGUCAUUUGGGUUUGGAUCCUGGUACUAGCUGUGAUAUUUGUAUUUAUGUUCCAUUAAUUAGGAAUCUUUCUGAAUGUGGUUGCACUGUGUUUUGAGGAUGGGAGGACAGUGGGGGUAGAGUGGUGUCUUUAAGGGUAAUAAACAACUUGCCUUGUCUGGAGGGAGGGCACAACAGGACUGAAGUGGCUAAGUUUGGACUCCUCAUGGAAACAGGGCAUGUCAGUCCACCACUGCACCUCACAGAAAUAUUUCCCUAAAUGGAAGUUGGCAGUCUAGAGAGAGGGGGAGAUGGGGAGAGAAACAUACGAAGUGACAUGGGAAAAAAUAGUAUUACUAAAUUAUUGUGCAUACACAGAGGCAGCUCUGCCAGUGUUGGAUUUUUCUCAAAAUGUUGCAAUAUCAGUUUCAUGAACACUUUGUGAGAUAAAUCAUCAGCAUUUACAACAAGGAUCUGCAGAAAAGGCACGUUCUAGUUUGUCAUUUGGAGAGAUUAAAUAUUUCUGCUUUCUGGAAAGAGUUAUUUUGUAUUUUGUUUUCUAUUAAAAGCAUUUAGCUUAAAAAAAAUAAA